CGUUCACCUUUGUUUGUACAAGUGUGGCCCACCCGGUGAUCGUAGAGGCCUGUCUUUUUAUUACGGCGUCUGGUUGGGAUGCCCUGAAGAGCGACUCUGAUCUCGCACUCGUGCCCCUGUACCACGUGCGAGGCGAGUUCACUUUCAAACUUCAGUCGGAGAGAGUCCCCUAGCAUUUUCUGCUAUUUCAUUGCCACCCUCUCUCCGUUUCCCGGCAGAAACCAUCCCGCCCUUAAGAGUCCCAAUCCGAAAAUCGGAAAGAACAUGUCAGAACGGGAGAAGGUAUUCCGAGUCUUCUGUAUCGGGACGGCCGAUACGAAAUCGGACGAGCUCCGAUACCUGUCCGAUUCCGUCCGGUCAGAUCUGGACCGUUUUACGAAGACGAGUCCUACUCCGUUAAAGGUAGAAGUGACCAUUGUCGAUGUUUCCACUAGUCAGAAGGAAACGGAGAGGUUGGAAGAUUUUACAUUUGUAACAAGAAAGGAGGUUCUCUCCUCCCAUUUGAAGGCAGACAGACUGUCCUCAUUCAUGUUUCCAGAUGACAGAGGUGAAGCAGUUGCAAUAAUGAGUAAAGCGCUCGAACAUUUCCUUCAGAAAGCUUACAGAGAUGAAAUUCUUUGUGGAGCUAUAGGCAUUGGUGGCAGUGGAGGAACAUCUCUAAUUGCUCCUGCUCUAAGAUCUCUCCCAAUAGAAGUGCCCAAGCUCAUUGUGUCCACCAUGGCUAGCGGUCAAACUAAGCCUUAUGUGGGGACGUCUGAUUUGAUAUUGAUUCCAUCGGUGGUAGAUAUUUGUGGGAUUAACAGCAUAAGCCGGGCCAUCUUAUCGAAUGCUGGGGCUGCUUUCGCUGGGAUGGUUGUUGGAAGAUUGUUGAGAUUACAUGAUUCUUCUAAGAAGCCUAAGCUGGUUACUGUUGGUAUGACCAUGUUUGGAGUUACAACUCCAUGUGUAAGUGCUGUGAAAGAAAGACUGAUGAAAGAAGGUUAUGAGACACUUGUUUUCCAUGCCACUGGUGUUGGUGGCAGGGCUAUGGAAGAUCUCGUUAGAGCAGGGUUCAUACAGGGGGUUUUGGAUAUCACAACGACAGAAGUUGCUGAUCAUAUAGUUGGAGGUGUCAUGGCCUGUGACAGCUCACGCUUUGAUGCAAUCAUAGAAAGGGUCCCAUUAGUCCUCAGUGUUGGGGCCUUGGAUAUGGUGAACUUUGGAGCUAAACAGACGAUUCCGUCUGCCCAUGACCACAGAAAGAUUCAUAUACAUAAUGAGCAGGUUUCACUCAUGCGAACAACUGUAGAGGAGAACAAAAAAUUUGCUAGAUUUAUAGCAGAGAAACUCAACAAAUCGUCAUCAAGAGUAUGUGUUUGCCUUCCGCAAAAGGGCAUCUCUGCUUUAGAUGCACCAGGGAAGCCUUUUUAUGAUCCAGAGGCUACGGGUACUCUUAUAAAUGAAUUAGAGAAGCUUAUCGAGAAAAAUGAACAUCGGCAGGUGAAGACACUUCCCUAUCAUAUCAAUGAUCCCAAAUUUGCAGAUGCAUUGGUUGAUGCAUUCCUUGAGAUGAAUGUCAAGAUUACUGAAAAUGCAACUCCACAUGACAAUGCUUUUGUUGAACCCAAUCAAGACCUUCAAAAGGAAGAUGUGACCCUACAUGGGAAUGCUACAGACUAUAGAACUAUUUGGCACAACCCAACUGACUUUCCCAAUGCAAGACCAGAAACAUUGCAGAGAACUCAUGCAAUUCUACAGAAAUUGAAAGAACAAAUAAAUAAAGGGAUUCCCAUAAUAGGAGCUGGUGCAGGGACAGGCAUAUCAGCCAAGUUUGAGGAAGUGGGCGGCGUUGAUCUUAUAGUCUUGUACAACUCAGGACGUUUUCGGAUGGCAGGAAGGGGUUCCUUGGCCGGUUUACUGCCUUUCGCAGAUGCAAAUGCAGUGGUACUUGAGAUGGCUAAUGAAGUAUUGCCUGUGGUGAAGGAUGUACCAGUUCUUGCCGGAGUGUGUGCAACCGACCCCUUCCGUAGAAUGGAUUACUUCCUAAAACAGCUGGAAUCAAUUGGGUUCUGUGGAGUGCAGAAUUUUCCAACAGUUGGGCUCUUUGAUGGUAACUUUCGCCAAAAUCUAGAAGAGACAGGAAUGGGAUACAGCUUGGAGGUGGAGAUGAUUAGAAAAGCACAUGGGUUGGGUCUCUUGACAACUCCAUACGCUUUCAACCAAGAUGAAGCCAUUGCCAUGGCAAAAGCUGGCGCUGAUAUUGUAGUGGCACAUAUGGGGCUCACAACAGCCGGAUCGAUUGGUGCAAAGACAGCUAUCACUUUGGAGGACAGUGUGGUUUGUGUACAAGCCAUUGCAGAUGGUGCACUUGGCAUCAAUCCAAAUAUUAUUGUGCUCUGCCAUGGAGGUCCUAUCUCUGGUCCUGGAGAAGCAGAGUUCAUACUGCAGAGGACAAAUGGAGUUCAUGGGUUCUAUGGGGCAUCUAGCUUGGAGAGGCUGCCAGUUGAACAAGCAAUUACAAUCACAGUCAAACAAUACAAAUCAAUUUCCAUCAAGUGAGGUGCAAUCCAUGCAUUCACCUUCUGUUCGUGUUUCUUUAUUGUUUGUUAGAUUUUCUUUACUUCCUAUGCAUGUCUAUCACUCCUUGAGCUUGAGCUUGAUGUGAUUUGCAGUUAUAGUGAUGUAGCACAAA
Molecule: messenger RNA, 2671 nt
Organism: Magnolia sinica
Lineage: Eukaryota; Viridiplantae; Streptophyta; Magnoliopsida; Magnoliales; Magnoliaceae
Product: toMV susceptible protein tm-1(GCR26)
Exons: 9
Coding region: 265-2538 (757 amino acids)
Molecular function (GO): catalytic activity
Source: RefSeq, a predicted model, not a curated record